CGAUUUGUAUUAAUCAAGAUUUUAUCGAGAUUUAAUUAUUUACAAAAAUAAAGAUUUUUACUCAAAUUUCUUUAAACUUUACUCAAAUCGUGUCAUCACCAUGGAAACGAAAUAGUGGCCGUUAAAAACAGAGGUGACAUAAGUUAACCUCAAAAUUAUUUGCUUUAUUUUUUUAUAAAAAACGAUUUAAUUGGGACUAAUUAUUACUAUUAUUUAAAGAUAACGAUUUAAAUCAUUUCCCCUUUAACGAUGGACGAAUCGGAUAAAAAAGAAGACAACCCUGAAACCCACGGCAAAUCAAAACAGAAGGGAGAAAUCCUUUUAAGCGACGAUUCCACAUCGAUCAGUUUGAAUUCGUUUGAUCUUCCCGAUAACACAAAACCUCAAGAAGCCGUUUCCGAGUCAUCUACAAUAUCGGAGCAUUUAGAUUCGCUUCAAAGUGGAAUAGAAAACGAUCGAUCUUUAUCGGAAAUUAGCUUAAAACAAGAUUUUAUUGAUAAUGUAAAUGACUACGAACGUAUAAAUAAAUCCGAAUUAAGUUUAAGUUGUAAUAGUGACGGAAACGAAGCUGCAAAUAACGUUCAAAGUAUCUUAAAUGAAAUUUUAAAGGAUAAACAAUUUUCUUCGCGAAGUGAUGGAACUAAAAUUGAAAAAAGUGAUUCAUGUAGUAGUAGAGACGUUAGUUUAAAUAUUUUCGAAGGUGUUAGUUUAGAUGAUAGCAGUAUUAAUAAUUAUGUAAGUAAGUUAAAAGGGUUUAAUCCAAGCGAUGAAGGGAUAAAAGUAAAAGGAUCAAGUAGAAAAAACUCCGAAUUGGGUAAUUUAAGUGUUGAGUUUGAUGCAUCGAGUGUUACGAGUGCAACGGAAUAUAAAUGUUAUCAAGAUGAUUCUUCUAAUAAGAUUGUGAAUUAUCAGGACGCAAUUUCUCAUCGAGAUCGUCAAAUUCGCCACUUAGAGGAUAUUCUUCAACAAAUGUGCGAAAAUCGUGACGAGUUACAAAAGCAAAGUGAAAAUUUUGUGAGCAAAAUCCACCAAUUAGAGAAACAAUUAAAAGAACAUUCAACAGAAAUCAAACAACAUCAAUGCGUUAGUGAUACUGAACAAUGGAGUCCAAAUAGGAAAGUUAAUUUAAAAUCAACUCACUCAACGGAUUCUUUGGUAGAGAUCGAAUCAAGUUUGGAUCAAGAGAGAAGCGAAAAAGUAAGCGGAAUGGGUAUCAACAAAAUUUUUCGGAAGCUUGAGCAGGUUUUGAGCCCACAUCAAUUGGUAAUUUUGAGUGAGUUGAAAAAUUAUUUUGAAUUUUACGUUCAAAAACGAAUCGAUGUGGUUCAAGAUGAACAUAAAAAGGAAAUUAAAGAAAUCGAGGUUGAAUUAAAAAAAGAAUUGGGUGAUAAACACAAUCAAGAAUUAGAAGAUUUAAGAACUUAUUAUGAAAAGAAAUGUGUCGAAUUAGAAAAAAAUUACUCAGAAGAAAUUAAUCGAAAAAUGUUAAACGAUUCAUCGAAUCAAAUGGCUUAUGAUCAACAUUUGGGGCCUGGCGGUGAUACUAAAUUAGAAUUGAAACAUCUCCAAAACAAUUUAACAUCUCAAGAAGUAAUUAGUAAUGAGUUUGAAAUUGUUGAUGUUGUUAAAAGCUACGAACGUCGGUUACAAGAGCAAAUCGAUUUAGCUCGAAUUGAUAUUUUUAAAAACUUAAUGCAAGAAAUUAAGAAAUUAUCUCAAUAUUCCGAUGAUACUUACUGGCCGAGAGAGUUACUUCAAAUAAAGCGGUGUUUCCAAGAGAAAUAUGAACGCGAAAUUGAAAAUUUAAAAGAAAAACACGAUGAGGAGGUGAAAAAUUUAAAAGAUUCUUUUAAAGAAAAUGAAAAAGAAGGGGAAGUUUCGAUUGAUAGGGAUGGUUUAAAAAAAUCAAACGUGAUUUUAAAAAACAUCAUUAACGAAUUAUUGAAAUAUUUCACCAAAUGCGAGGACGAAUUAAAUAAAACAUUAAUCGAUGAAAUUUUAAAACAGGGAUUCGAAAAUAAUCAACUCGACCAAAACGAAACCCUUGAUAACUCUUCGAUAACCGAAAGUUUCAUAAAACGAGUCCAUUUUACCCCUAAUUUAAACUUCAUUGAUUCAUCGAUAGAUUCGGUUGAUUUUAAAAAUGAACUCGGAACUUGUUUGGAUCGUUUAAAGUCGGAUGCAAACACUAUUUUAGCAUUAUCAUCAAACAUAAAUCAAAAACCUCACAAAAACGACGAUUUUUUGUUAGAAAAUAACCAAUUGAAGGAGGCAAAAGAAUAUAUUAAAACGUUAGAAUCGGAACGAAAUCAUUUAGAGAACCAAAUCGAACACUUUAUGGUAAAACAAAAAACUUUAGAGAAAGAUUUAGAGAAUUCCAAUCGAAAAAUUACUGAAUUAAUUGAAUGUGGACGUAAUGAAAUCGUUUCGGAAGGUUACGGAGAGAGUAGCUUGGACGGCAAACCGGGGAAAAUCGGAAAUUUAAUCGAGUUACAAGAAAAAGCAAGAAAUUUAGCCGCCGAAUGGAAAAGUGGGGCGGAUCACCCGCUUUUAGAGUUAAUCGAGGAACUAUGUAGGGAAGGGGAACGAAUCGAUGAUGAAUCGAAGAAAGAAAAAAGGGAUUUAAUACAACAGAUAGAAGCUGCCGAGAAAAAGUUGCGAUCGACGAAUCGUUUUUUGGAAGAACAAGCGAUGGAGCGCGAACAAGAACGGAGCGAUGCCCAAAAAGAAAUUGAAAGUUUGAACGAAAUCCUUAAAGAAAAAGAAAAAGAGAAGCAAAAUCGUAAUUUAAUGGUUAAAGAGGAUGGAAUUUGGAAGCUUAACGAAUGCUGCCACAACGCCAUAAAUUUUGUUAAUAGCACCGUCGAACAUCUCGAGCGUCAAAUGCACGAAAUGACCCGAUUACAAGAAUUGAGCCAGGCUAAACAUCAAAUAAUUGAAACGGAACGUAAAGAAGCGAUUGAUAAAAUUUCCGAUUUGAGGGAUAUUAUUAGGGAUUUGGAUAAUCAAGUGAAAGAGAAAACGAUUUCUGAAAACGAGUUAAAAGAGAUCAUUUCGAAAUUGAAUCCGGUUGUUAAACAACAAUCGGAGACGAUUGACGAGCUUUACGAGCAACUAGAAAAUUAUAAAUUAGGCCCGGAUGUGGAGUUUUUUAAGGGAAAAAUCGUCGCUUUAGAAAAGGAAGCUCAACAAUUGAGGUUAAACAGCGAAUUGGCUGGAAGCGAAGGGGUUAUUAAGGAAAUCCAAGUAAGAUUGUACGAAUUAGAGAGUUCCAUCGAUAAAAAAACUCGGGAUUUGGAAGGAUUGCAUUCGUCAUCGACAGGGUGUUCAACUCCAUCGGAUGAGAUGUCUUAUAGGGACCAAGUUCGCCCAAACACCCCCGGAGCCGUUUUCGAUGAGUGUGACGUUCCCCUUCAACAAUUAGCCCGGUUAAAAGAAAAAUUAAUUAAACAUUCCCGAGCCGAAGAUGCGGCCGUCAAAAGAAUUCGCGAUUUAGAGAUGCAAUUGAGUAGUACUAAACAGGAAUUGGAGGAUUCUCAAAAUGAGAAGGAUCUUCUUCAAGCCCAAGUAACUGAGCAAAUAGUUUUAUUGUCCUCGUUACAAAUGCGUCUGGACGAGCAACGGUUAAAAGCCGAACAAAAUCAGAAACAAGCAAACACAUCUUUGGAAUUAAAAAUUUACGAUUUAGAGAAUGAGAUACAAGAAUUAAAGGAUACGAUGCAUGCUAAAGAUAAAAAUUUAAAGCAAUUAAAUAAAGUAAUUGAUGAGACUAAGAAACGGUUAGAAGAUCGGGAAAAAGAACUAAAUAAUCGGGAGGAUGAUGAGAUUUUAUUAAAUUUUGAGAAGGAGAUGAUUAAAUUGAAGGAGGAGAAUAGGUUUUUAAAAACAAAGAUUGAAAGCGAUGCUCAAAACGCUCAAAUUUUACCUGGAUUAGUGGAUAAUAUUAUUGCAGAUAAAAACUCGGAUAUAGAAAAGUUAAGGUUAAAAUUAGAUGAUACUCAAAAGCAGUUAGAAUCGUUUUUAUCAUUAAAUUUAGAUUACGAUCAACUAAAACAUAUCAGUAGAAUGAAAAGUUCCGAAAGGGGUUUCUCGGAUUUUCUUAAUUUAACUCCUAUCGCAAGAAGAAACGAAAAUAUAAUCGAUAGCAUCGAAAAUUCAAUGAAUUUCAACCCGAGGAAUCCAAACGAAACCAAAAUCGAUUUUAAUUUAGUCCAAAACUCGACGGAAAUCCAACACAAAAAGGUUCAUUUCGAUGACGAGGUAAAAUUGGAAACAAAAAUUCAAGAACUUACCGAAAAUGUGUUAAAAUUGGAAGAAAAUUUAAAAGAAUUAAAAGAAAACUUUGAAAUCGAAAGGAAAUCGCUUCAAUUAGAACUAGCCGAAAAGAAAAUGAAACUCGGUGAGGUUGAAAAUGAAUUAAAAUCGUCUGUUGAUGAUCACAAAAGAAAAGACGAGAUGUAUUUUAAUCUAGCAAAGGAAAAACGCGAUUUUGAGAUAAAAAUUAACGAAAUUAAUCGCGUUUUUGAGGAGAAAAAUGGGGUAAUUAAACAACUUGAAGAAAAAAUUAGAAAGAUGAAUGAAAAUUUGAUUGAAAUCGAUCAAAUUAAAGCUGAUUUACAUCUAAAAGAGAACGAAUUGAUUCAGAUAAAUACAAAUAACGAAAGUAAAAAUAAAGAAAUCGAGAAAUUAUUGAAAGAAAUUAAAUGUUUCGAAGGGAAAAUGAACGAAAAUGAAGUUGAAAUGAGAAAAUUAAAUGAUUUAAUCGUUGAUAAGAACUGUGAAAUUGAAAUCUUGAACGAAGAUAUUCUCCGGUAUCAAAACGAUCUUCAAGAUUUAAAAGGUCAAGAAGAAAUUUCCGAAAAAAAUAUCGAAAUAAUUAAAUUAAAAUCGAUUCAAGACGAUUUAAAAAAAGAAAUUAUUCAUCUUCAAGAAUAUCUACAAGAAAAAGACAACAUAAUCGAGCAAAUGCAAAAAGAUACGGUUAGUUUACACACAAAUUUAGAAACGAUUCAAUCAAAAAUACAAGAAACGGGAAAUAUCGUUGAUUUAAGAAAACGAUUGCAAGAAGAGAAACAUUUAAAUGCAAUAUUAAAAGAGGAAAUUGAUUCAUUGAAGAGUUCUGAAAAAGAAGAAAAAUGUUCGUCAAUUGAAGAUAUUCGAGGAGAAGUACAAAAACAAUUAGAAGUUUCGGCUCAUUUAGAUUUAAAUUUAAUACAAGCUUUAAGUUCCGAGGACGAGAAAGAUUUAAGAAAGAAUGAAAUAAAUCGCUUAAAAAUUGAGUUAGAAAAAAGUGAGGUUAUGUUAGAGAGUGAACGUCAAAAUGUUGUCAAAUUAAAUACGCUUUUAGAAAAAGAAAGGUUUUUAUUAAACUCGAUACAAAUCGAAGAUUCUAAUUUAAUCGAACAAUUAAGAAUUAAAUUUGAGAGCGUUUUAGAUCAAAAGGAUGAAUUGGAAUCGAUUUUGGACCAAGAAAAAAAGAUUCGCUUCGAGUUAGAAAAUGAGGUCAGAAAAUUAAAAUGUGAUUUAAGUUCGAGCACGACUGAAUAUAAAAAAUUACCGAGUUUAGAAUCACAAGAAAUUGUUAAGUUGAAAGAGGAAAUUAAUCUAUGUAAUGAGAAAAAUGAAAAUUUACAAAGUGAGGUUAGAAACUUAAAGAGAUCUAAAGACGAAUUAAACUCGAAUUUGAAGUACACAAAAGAAAUGUUGGGCUUAAAACUAAAAGAAUUGGAAAAUUUUGAGAUAAAACUACAAAAUUAUAAGAUAAAAGAAGAGAAUUUAAAGGAAAAAUUAAGUGAGGUUAAGUUUGAGCUGGAUCGGAAAUGUGAAGAAACACAAAAUAAUCGGAUUUUAUUGAAUCAAAUGGAGGAGGAGAGGAUUAAUUUAAAGAAGGAUCAAAUUAUUUUAAAUGAGCGUAUUAGAGAAUUGGAGGAAGAUUCGAAAAUUAAUGAUAUUUUAAACGAAGAAAAAAAUGUUAACUUAAAUUCACCAGUUCCUGAAAAAUUAUUGAAUAAAAUGCGUGAAUUAACAAUCGAAAUUAAACAACAAAUGGAAGAAAAUAAGAUUUUAACAAACAAUUUAACUAAAAUCGCUUUGGAACGAUCAAAACUUUUAGACAAAAUUCGUCGAUUAGAACAAAUUAAUACAAAUUUGAAUUAUCAAAACCCUCAAAAUCAUAAAUCGCAUCAACUUUUCGCUAAAUAUCUUCGAGCAGAAAGUUAUCGGAAAGCUUUAAUUUAUCAAAAGCAUUUUUUAAUUAAGUUAUUAGCGUCUUAUCAAAAAAUUAAUACCAACGUAAACGUUUUUCAACCUAAACACCCCAUUAAAAUAACCGAACCUAUCAAAAAAUUUAAAAGUUGUGUUAUUGCGAUUAUUGCUAUGAAAAGAAUGAAGUUUAUGGUUCGGAGAUGGCAUACAGGGGUUAGAAAUUAUUCGAGUGAUGAGAGGUAUCACGAAAAUGGUACAAAAAAUGAUUAUGAGAUGAAAUUUGAAGUUGGACAACCGGUUUCUAGUCAAAAUUUUCGACGGGGUCAAUCAAGGUCGCCCCAAUUGAUGGGUUCUUCUUGGUCGGGGAGUUCGCCACCACAAAAAGAAAGGCCUUUAAGCACACAAAGCGAUUUUGCACCCCUUCAAACCCCGCUACUCCUUUCGGAAUAUGUGCAAAGAUUCGAUGAGAUGCAAAAACGGCUUGGAUUGACGUUUGAGAAAAUAAAUAACUAAUUUUUGUUGUGUUAAAAGUAAGGUUAAGUUGACAAGUAGAUAUUUCUAGUCACUUUGUUUUAAAAUUAUCUUUGUAUUUUUUGUAUUUUGUGAUAAUUAAGAAUAAUUGUAGGUUAGAUUUAAAA
Onthophagus taurus is the source of this 6842-nucleotide messenger RNA. It is a transcript of the gene Plp, whose product is annotated as Pericentrin-like protein. Gene Ontology annotation, biological process: signal transduction. Gene Ontology annotation, molecular function: molecular adaptor activity. The record is from RefSeq and is a predicted model, not a curated record. Lineage: Eukaryota; Metazoa; Arthropoda; Insecta; Coleoptera; Scarabaeidae.